Molecule: messenger RNA, 2214 nt
Organism: Tachyglossus aculeatus (Australian echidna)
Lineage: Eukaryota; Metazoa; Chordata; Mammalia; Monotremata; Tachyglossidae
Gene: RPS6KA2
Product: ribosomal protein S6 kinase A2
Exons: 21
Coding region: 1-2202 (733 amino acids)
Biological process (GO): protein phosphorylation; intracellular signal transduction
Molecular function (GO): ribosomal protein S6 kinase activity; magnesium ion binding; ATP binding
Source: RefSeq, a predicted model, not a curated record
AUGGAAGCGGGCACGAAGAAGUUCACGGUGCGGAGGUUGUUCUCCGCCUACCUCCGCGGGAAAUCGCGCUCCAAGAGCUCCAGCUUCGCGCGGUUCGAGGAAGAAGGUAUUGUGAAGGAAAUAGACAUCAGCCACCACGUGAAGGAAGGGUUUGAGAAGGCUGACCCAUCACAGUUUGAGUUCCUGAAGGUAUUAGGGCAAGGCUCCUAUGGCAAGGUGUUUCUGGUGAGGAAGAUCAAAGGAUCUGAUUCCGGGCAGCUUUAUGCCAUGAAAGUCCUUAAGAAAGCCACCCUGAAAGUCCGGGACCGGGUACGAUCGAAAAUGGAGAGAGACAUUUUGGCGGAAGUGAAUCACCCGUUCAUUGUCAAGCUUCAUUAUGCCUUUCAGACAGAAGGGAAACUCUAUCUGAUAUUAGACUUCCUACGAGGAGGGGACCUGUUCACCAGACUCUCCAAAGAGGUGAUGUUCACCGAGGAGGAUGUCAAGUUCUACCUAGCGGAACUGGCUUUAGCUUUAGACCAUCUUCACGGUCUGGGAAUCAUUUACCGGGAUCUCAAGCCUGAAAACAUCCUCCUGGAUGAAGAGGGACACAUUAAGAUUACAGAUUUCGGCCUGAGUAAGGAGGCCAUUGACCAUGACAAGAGAGCGUAUUCGUUCUGUGGAACAAUUGAAUACAUGGCUCCCGAGGUGGUCAACCGAAGAGGUCACACGCAGAGUGCAGACUGGUGGUCCUUUGGCGUGCUGAUGUUUGAGAUGCUGACGGGAUCACUGCCGUUUCAGGGGAAGGACAGAAAGGAGACAAUGGCGCUCAUCCUCAAGGCCAAACUAGGGAUGCCUCAGUUCCUGAGCCUCGAAGCCCAGAGUUUGCUGCGAGCACUCUUCAAGAGGAACCCCGCCAACCGCCUAGGUGCUGGACUUGAUGGAGUGGAAGAAAUUAAGCGACAUCCAUUCUUUAUUACCAUAGACUGGAAUAAGCUGUACCGGAAAGAGAUCAAGCCACCCUUCAAACCGGCCGUCGGGAGGCCUGAAGACACCUUUCAUUUCGAUCCUGAAUUCACAUCCCGGACCCCUACAGAUUCUCCUGGAGUCCCUCCGAGUGCCAACGCUCACCAUCUGUUUAGAGGAUUCAGUUUUGUGGCCUCGAGCUUGGUACAGGAGCCCUCCCAACCCGAUCUGCACAGAGCCAGCGUCCACCCAAUCGUGCAGCAACUACAUGGGAACAACAUCCACUUUACGGAUGGCUAUGAGAUCAAGGAGGACAUUGGUAUCGGCGCCUAUUCAGUGUGCAAGCGAUGUGUGCAUAAAGCUACUGACGCCGAGUACGCCGUGAAGAUCAUUGAGAAGAGCAAACGUGACCCUUCUGAAGAAAUUGAGAUUCUCUUGCGAUACGGACAGCAUCCAAAUAUCAUCACUCUAAAGGAUGUCUACGAUGACGGCAAGUACGUGUACCUCGUGAUGGAGCUGAUGCGGGGGGGCGAACUCUUGGACCGAAUCCUGCGGCAGAAGUACUUCUCCGAGAGAGAGGCCAGCGCCGUGCUCUGCACCAUCACAAAGACUGUGGACUAUCUGCAUUCCCAGGGGGUCGUCCACCGAGAUCUGAAGCCCAGUAAUAUCCUGUACACGGAUGAGUCAGGAAACCCAGACUCCAUCAGGAUCUGUGACUUUGGAUUUGCCAAGCAACUGAGAGCCGAGAACGGGCUGCUGAUGACACCCUGCUACACGGCUAACUUCGUGGCUCCAGAGGUGCUGAAACGGCAAGGCUACGACGCAGCUUGUGAUGUCUGGAGUUUGGGCAUACUGCUGUACACCAUGCUGGCAGGAUUCACCCCAUUUGCAAAUGGACCUGAUGACACACCCGAGGAGAUCCUGGGGAGGAUUGGCAGUGGGAAAUACCCCCUUUCUGGGGGAAAUUGGGAUUCGGUGUCGGAUGCUGCCAAGGAUGUUGUGUCCAAGAUGCUCUAUGUGGAUCCCCAUCAGCGUCUAACGGCCGUCCAAGUUCUGAAACACCCGUGGAUCGUCAACGGAGACUACCUGUCUCAGAGCCAGCUCAGUCGGCAGGAUGUCCACCUGGUGAAGGGUGCCAUGGCCGCAACCUAUUUCGCUUUAAACCAAACCCCUCAGGCUCCGAGGCUGGAGCCCGUGUUGUCCUCCAACUUGGCUCAGCGGAGGGGCAUGAAGAGACUGACCUCCACGAGGUUGUAGCAGGUGAGCGGA